This is a messenger RNA of Centropristis striata (black sea bass), 718 nucleotides long. It is a transcript of the gene crabp2b, whose product is annotated as cellular retinoic acid binding protein 2, b. NCBI's taxonomy places the organism in Eukaryota, Metazoa, Chordata, Actinopteri, Perciformes, Serranidae. Gene Ontology annotation, biological process: fatty acid transport. Gene Ontology annotation, cellular component: nucleus; cytosol. The transcript has 4 exons. The coding region runs from base 18 to 452 and encodes 144 amino acids. The record is from RefSeq and is a predicted model, not a curated record. Gene Ontology annotation, molecular function: fatty acid binding.
CCUGCUUCUAAAAAAAAAUGGAAACGGAAAAGAAAGUGACAGAUUUCUCAGGGAAAUGGAAGAUGAAGUCUUCGCAAAAUUUCGAGGACCUUUUGAAAGCGCUGGGUGUGAAUGUAUUCCUGAGGAAGAUUGCAGCGACAGCGGCUGCCAGCCCAGCCGUGGAAAUCACCCAGCAGGACGAGAGUCUGUCCAUCAAGACAUCCACCAGCGUCCGCACCACCAAUGUCUCCUUCACCGUGGGUCAGUCCUUCAAUGAGGCCACAGUGGAUGGACGUCCCUGCACGAGUUUUCCUAAGUGGGAAACAGACAGCAAAAUCAGCUGUGAACAGACUUUACAGAAAGGUGACGGACCCAAAACAUCGUGGACCCGGGAGCUGACCAACGAUGGAGAACUGAUACUGACGAUGACUGCAGGGGACGUUGUCUGCACCAGAGUUUAUGAGCGGGAAUGAGGAAAUGUUUUCAAGUCCGUCAUACAAUACUCCUGUUUGUGCCUCAUGCAUGGUUUACAUUUACUCGCCUUGUUUUCUUCUCUGUCCCUCUCCCAGCCAGGCAGAAUACUGGUCGGAUCUGAAACAGUGCACUGUGUAGAAAAGGCUACAUGAAUGUAUGUUGCUUUUAUAACACCAAAGCUGAACUCGCUCUUUAUGUAUCAUAUAGAAAUGUCACACAUUCCUUUUCUAAAAAUCCUUUUUCAACAUGUUAAUAAACUGUUUUA